This is a messenger RNA of Drosophila biarmipes, 2385 nucleotides long. It is a transcript of the gene Rabex-5, whose product is annotated as rab5 GDP/GTP exchange factor. Gene Ontology annotation, molecular function: guanyl-nucleotide exchange factor activity; zinc ion binding; DNA binding. The record is from RefSeq and is a predicted model, not a curated record. NCBI's taxonomy places the organism in Eukaryota, Metazoa, Arthropoda, Insecta, Diptera, Drosophilidae. Gene Ontology annotation, biological process: vesicle-mediated transport. Bases 134 to 2203 code for a protein of 689 amino acids. Gene Ontology annotation, cellular component: cytosol; endocytic vesicle. The transcript is spliced from 4 exons.
GCCACCACUGGAAAACUAUCUGGCAACGCUGACUGCAGGCGUAUUAUUUAUCUCCAAUUUACGCACGAAAACAAGAGGAAACAAAGACAUUCCCGGAGAUAAGAGGCCCCCACUCCAUAACCAAACACCCGAGAUGUCGACGACGGCGCGACCUCCUUCCCUGCGCCUGGGGCAGCAGGACCUGAAGUGCCGCACGGGCUGCGGAUUCUACGGGACUCCCCAGAACGACGGGCUCUGCUCCAAGUGCUACCGCGAGAAGUUCCACGAUAAGCAGCGGAAACUGAAGCAGAAGGCAGGCGAAUCGGGCCCGGGAUCCUCCACUGCUUCCUUGGAUCGGAGAUCCCCACAGCAUGGACACAGUCAUGGGAAAGCGGAUCAGCAGCCGGUCAGGAAGGAAGAUCCUUCGGGAACUCUCCAAAAGAAAAAGUUCACCACUGUCUUGCAGAAGACCCUUCAAGCCGGAGCCCAAAAAAUAACCCAGCAACGUGGUCACGUGCCCGAUCCCACUGAUGGCCAGUUCCUGCUCCAGUUGCGCCAGCUACGCAUCCCCGACGAUGGCAAGCGCAAGCUUAAGCUGGAAAUCCAGCGCUUGGACGCCGAAAUUCGAAAGUACAUGAACGGAAAUGGCAGCAAAAACAUUAAUGAACUCUCGGAUUUGGUGCAAAAUGCCUACACUAAAGUCUCUGACCUCGUGCACAACGAUCCCAGCUUCGAGAUAGCCACCAACGAGGAUCGCGAUAGUGCCAUCGACUUCUUUGAAAAAGUGGUCAUGACGCAGAACCACAAAUUCCUCUUUAGUCCCUAUUUCACAGCCGAUGAAGACAGCGAUGUAAAGGUUCAGAAGCGCAUUCGCCAGCUGAGCUGGAUUACGGCCAAGCAUCUGGACUGCAGCAUCGAUGAGGUCAACUCGGAGGCCAGGGAUCUGGUCUACAAUGCCAUCUCCGAGUUGGUGGGCAUCGAUUCGUAUUACUCGCCCCAGGAGAAGCUGCAGUGCACUUGGCGCUGCUGCAGGCACAUCUUCGAGCUCCUAAAGCGAGCCACGGGUGGACCUGCGAGUGCUGAUGACUUUCUGCCCGCCCUGAUAUUCGUUGUGCUUAAGGCCAAUCCUGUGCGACUGCACAGCAACAUAAACUUCGUUACGCGCUUCACUAACGCUGCCCGGGUGAUGAGCGGAGAGAGCGGCUACUACUUCACCAAUCUCUGCUCGGCCAUUGCCUUUAUUGAGAAUCUGAAUGGCGAGAGUCUGGGCAUCAGUGGCGAGGAGUUCGAGGCCUUGAUGUCCGGUCAACAGGCCUACAGUACGCCCUGGGAGAGCGCGCUGUUGGCCUGCGAGAGUCUGCACCUGAUAUCCGAGAACAUGAAGCGGAUGGAGAAGCUGCAGGAGAGAAACGCGCUGAUCAGCUCCGGCCUUACUUCCUUUGAAAAGGAGCUAAUUGAUUUCCAAAGAGAGGUGACCGAGCGAGUGGACACGGUGAUUGCCAAGGCGCCACUCAACCUGCUUCCCAUCAAAACACCCGCCUUUCUGAUUGGCCAGGCCCGGGCCCACCUCCUCAACGAAAGCGAAGCCGGUCAUUAUCAGGCGAAUGUGCUGAGCGGCGGCGGCGGUACGUUGACCUCUCAAUCGCUGACUGCAGUUGGUGGCCUGGCAAAGCCUUCAUUAGCCCCUGAAGACGCUGGAUUAUCCCUGAAGGACACGAGUAUGGCUUCAAUAGGUCGUCUGUCGCCGCUACAGCAGAAUAUUCAGCCAGCCGACAACCUGUUUGCUUCUCCAAUCUUCAACUACACCGCUUUUGAUUCCGUUUCCCUUCUGGAGGAACCCUCCUCCUCCGAUGUGCUCAUGCUGGGCUCCGAGUUCCAAGGAGGUCUGACCAACAUCAACUACGACUUUGAUUUGUCCGAUCAGAGUGGCGAAAACAGCACGGCGGAAGAUCCUAAGCUGAAUCUCGACGAAUUCGACCCAUUGGCGCAAAGGGGGCCAGUUACCCAGCCGCCCUCGGCUCUGCCGGAGACCAGUCUGCUGGACAGCACCACGGAUAGCCUGAUAGACAGCGAAGUGCCCGGGACAGCUGUCCUGCUUCCAUCCCCUUUGAAGCCCGAGGUGGCCAACUAUCGGGGCUUCUCGAAUUUCGAUAUCCCCAGUAUCACCUGCAACACGGGAGACUUCAGUUCGCUGGGACAGGAUGGCGCCGAGCCCCCCAAAUAAUUGCCUAAGGCACCCAGUUCCGUGACCUCCCGGCAGCACCUACACGAAUGUAAAUAGAGAUAAGUGGUAUAUAUUGUAGCUAGCCCAUUGCUUCAGUUGCACAUAUUUAUUUGUACAAUUAAAUAGCUUUACAGAAAGGACUUCAAAUAAAUGCAAAAAAAAACCAAGGAUUUACAAUAAAA